Messenger RNA from Ctenopharyngodon idella (grass carp), 7202 nucleotides. RefSeq names its product neuronal cell adhesion molecule b (gene nrcamb). Gene Ontology annotation, molecular function: cell-cell adhesion mediator activity. Lineage: Eukaryota; Metazoa; Chordata; Actinopteri; Cypriniformes; Xenocyprididae. Gene Ontology annotation, biological process: brain development; cell-cell adhesion. Bases 277 to 4092 code for a protein of 1271 amino acids. The transcript has 31 exons. The record is from RefSeq and is a predicted model, not a curated record.
CUCAGGCUGGUGGAGCACUGCGCGUCCCCGCGAGAGAACAGCGCGCACCCGAGAUCCGCGGGCAUUUACUGGAGAUGAGCGCGCGGAGAGUCCAGUCAGUCGCAGCGCAGGACAGAGACAGUCACAGGACCGCAGACCAGAACCAGAACCAGGACCAGGACCGAGCGGGUUUCAGUAGGUUCAUCUGCACACUGACUGAACACUAGAAGAUCUUCUCUGAGCUGUCCUGAUCCACUAAACUCACUGCAGAGGCGGCUCAUUGGUCACACGGCCGUGAUGGACAGGCCGAGGAACGGCCCAUUGGUGCUGCUGCUCCUGGGUCACGUGAUCACGGCGCUGGAGGUUCCUCUGGACCCUAAACUCCUGGAAGGAUUGCCACAGCCACCCACAAUCACCCAUCAGUCGCCGAAGGAAUACAUCGUAGACCCGCGAGAGAACAUCGUCAUCCACUGCGAGGCCAAAGGGAAGCCGCACCCCGGCUUCUCCUGGACCAGGAACGGGACGCACUUUGACAUCGACAAAGAUCCCAAAGUCACCAUGAAGCCUCAUUCAGGAACGCUGGUGAUUGACAUCAGCGGAGGAGAGAAGGCCGACGCCUACGAGGGCGUGUAUCAGUGCACCGCCCACAACGAGCUCGGCACCGCCGUCUCCAACAACAUCGUCAUCCGCCAGUCCAGAUCUCCUCUGUGGUCUAAAGAGAGAUUCAGUCCGAUCGUAGCGCAGGAGGGACAGUCUUUAAUCCUGCACUGCCGUCCCCCCGCCGGCCUCCCGCCGCCCAUUGUCUUCUGGAUGGACAACAAUUUCCAGCGUCUGCCGCAGAGCCGGCGAGUGUCUCAGGGUCUGAACGGAGACCUGUACUUCUCCAACGUCCUGAUGGAGGAUUCCAGGAACAACUACAUCUGCUACGCCCGCUUCCCGCACACGCAGACCAUCCAGCAGAAGCAGCCCAUCACCGUCCACGUCAUCGACAUGGAUUCACUCAAUGACACAAUGGCAGAUUAUUUCAAUGACACUGAUUUGUUUAGUGAUAAACCCGUCGGCGAGCGUCCGCCCUCCUUCAUGGUUCCCAGCGGGUCGCUCAGCUCUAAGAUGGCUCUGAGAGGAGAGGUUCUGGAGCUGGAGUGCAUCGCAGACGGCCUUCCCACUCCUGUGGUCUCAUGGACGAAGCUCAGCGGUGAGAUUCCCAGUCACAGAGCUUCCUUCCUGAACUUCAAUAAGACUCUGCAGAUCACGGAGGUGUCGGAGGCCGACGCUGGAGAAUAUCGCUGCACCGCCAGGAACCGGCUCGGCUCUGUUCACCACACCAUCACAGUCUCCGUUAAAGCGGCUCCGUACUGGAUCAGCGCUCCCAGGAAUCUGGUUCUGGCUCCGCUGGAGACGGGCGUCAUCACCUGCCGGGCCCGAGGACACCCCAAACCCAGCAUCCGCUGGUCCAUGAACGGCCUGCCGAUCGAGGACGCUCCUAAAGACCCCAGCAGGAAGGUGGAGGACGACACCAUCAUCUUCUCCGAGGUCCAGACGGGCUCCAGCGCCGUUUACCAGUGUAACGCCUCCAACGAGUACGGAUACCUGCUGGCCAACGCCUUCGUCAACGUGCUGGCGGAGCCGCCCAGAGUUCUGACGCCCCCUAAUAAAGUCUAUCAGGUCAUUAUGAACAAACCCGCGCUGCUGGAGUGUCUGUCCUUCGGCUCACCCGUCCCGGCCAUCACAUGGUUUAAGGACAGCCGCUCCAGCAUGUUGGACGGAGAUCCCUACGUGUUCCAUAAGAACGGAACGCUGGAGAUCCACGUGUCUCAAGCUGUAAACAGCGGGAAAUACACCUGCGUCGCCAGGAACAACCUCGGCAUCUCGGAGAACCAUGUCUACCUGGAGGUCAAAGAGCCCACGCGGAUCCUGCAGCCGCCGGACUACAGGGUGGUCCACAGGAACCGGGACGUGCUGUUCGAGUGUAAAGUCAAGCACGACCCGUCCCUCGUGCCCAGCACCACAUGGCUCAAAGACGGCGGCGAGCUGCCUGACGACGAGAGGUUUAGAGUGGACUCGGACAGUCUGACCAUCACAGACGUGACGGAGAGCGACGCGGGAACAUACACAUGUGUCGUGAACACCUCGCUGGACCAGGACUCGGCCAGCGCUCGGCUCACUGUGGUCGAGGCUCCGCCCAACGGGCAGCCCGACGCUCCCACCGAUCUGGAGCUGACGGAUCCGGGCGCGAGGAGCGUUCAGCUCACCUGGACACCUGGAGACGAGCACAACAGCGCCAUCAAGAAGUUCCUGAUCCAGUAUGAAGACGGUCUCCAUCAGAGCGGCGUGUGGCACAACCUCACGGAGGUUCCUGGGACGAAGACCACGGCUCAUCUCAAGCUCUCUCCGUACGUCCACUACAGCUUCAGAGUGCUGGCGCUCAAUGACGUGGGCUACAGCCGUCCCAGCAUGCCCUCGCGCCAGUACAGGACCAACCCCGCAGCUCCGGACGAGAACCCCUAUGAGGUCAAAGGUCAUGGCACGGAACACAAUAACCUGGUCAUCACGUGGAAGCCGCUGACGGGCCUCCAGGCCAACGGUCCCGGCCUGCUCUAUAAGGUCAUGUGGCGUCAGCAGGACGUGGAGGAGGACUGGACGUCUGUCAGCGUGGCCAACGUCUCUAAGUUCGUGGUAUCGGGGACGCCCACGUUUGUGCCGUACGAGGUGAUGGUGCAAGCGCAGAACGAUUAUGGUCACGGACCCAAACCCGUCGCUGUGAUCGGAUACUCCGGAGAGGACUUUCCCUCGGCGGCUCCGGAUCACGUGCAGGUGGUGGUGUUGAACAGCUCGCUGGCGGAGGUGCACUGGGAAGACGUUCCUCUCCGAUCGGUGCGAGGGCGACUGCAGGGCUAUAAGGUUCAUUACCGGCGCGAGCGGAGUUUACACCGACACAACUCUCAUCACGGUGAACAGAGGACCGAGAGCUUCGGCCCCAGCAGAACCAGCGGGAAGCUUCCCAACCUGCACCCGUACAGCAUCUACAGUCUGCACGUGACGGCGUUCAACGGCCGCGGGGAAGGACCCGCCAGCGCCACGCAGCGCUUCGAGACGCCGGAGGGCGUUCCCGGCGUGCCGUCGUUCUUCCGCGUGUCGGCUUCAGAUCUGGACUCUCUGACGCUGGAGUGGGGUCCGCCUCACGUGAGGAACGGCCGUCUGACCGGAUACACCCUCAGAUAUCAGACGGUCAACAGCAGUCAUGACCUGGGUCUGCUGGAAGAGCUGGAUCUGCCGUCCAAUCACAGCAGCGUAACGCUGCACAACCUCCAUCACAGCACGCGCUACAAGUUUUAUUUCAAUGCCCGAACGCAGCGAGGGUCCGGUCCUGCGCUCACCGAGGAGGCCGUCACCAUCCUGGACAGAGCGCCGGCGGUCGCUCCUGCGUUCGGGAACGUCAGCUCAUCCGUGAGCGAGGACGGAGCGCUGAUCAGUUGGGAAUACUGGGGCCCCGAGAAACACCUUUAUGUUGAAUAUAUUAUAGACAACAGUGAUGAAGACUGGCACACAGAGAAGGUCAACGGCUCUCAGUUCCACGUUCUUAAGGGUUUGAAGGAAGGUUUGGCCUACAAGGUGCGUGUGGUGGCCGGAGGUCAGGACGAGAGGUCGCUCCAUCGCUCUGAGGAGCUGUUGGUGAAGCUCCCAGCGAUAGUGAGUCCGCAGGUGGACAUCGCCACUCAGGGCUGGUUCAUCGGUCUGAUGUCGGCCAUCGCUCUGCUCAUCCUCAUCCUGCUCAUCGUCUGCUUCAUCAAGAGGAACAAGGGCGGGAAAUAUCCAGUUAAAGAGAAGGAAGAUGCUCACGGAGACCCGGAGAUCCAGCCCAUGAAGGAGGAUGAUAUAACGUUUGGAGAGUACAGUGACGAGGACCAUAAACCGCUCAAAGGGAGCCGAACGCUUUCCAGCGGGACCAUUAAGCGCGACGGGAGCGACGACAGUUUAGUUGACUCCGGAGACACGCAGUUCAACGAGGACGGCUCGUUUAUCGGCCAGUAUAGCGGGAGGUCGGAGAGGGACGCGGCGCACGAGAGCUCAGAGCCGCCGUCUCCCAUCAACGCCAUGAACUCUUUCGUGUAGGACUGACGAGGUCAGCUGACGCACCGUUAUUAGAGACUAAACGAGCCGGACGCUCGCGACGGAUGCGGACUGAACCGACGGACGUCAGAGGACGCGUGACGCGGCUGUGUUCACUGUACUACUCAAACUCACCGCAGGAACGUCACAAACAACUGAAUACCUGAAAAUAAGCUUCAUUUAAAGGGAAAACUGAAUUAGAGUUUUCUGAGCCCAUUAGCAGAUAUUCGUUCGUUAUGUUGGCUUGAGAAAGCAAACAUACUGAAAUCCAGUUUAAACUUCUUCUUCUUCUGGGACUAAAUUUAGUCAUCUGCUCCUACAUCUACCGAACUCGACUCUGACGAUUCUGACGCGCGUUAUUAUUUCUUUUCUAACUGAUCGGACGAUCAAAACCACGAAAAAUCCCAUAGACUAUCAUUGAGGGGUCAAAACUUUUAUACAGUAACUCUAAUGGAGUAUUAAAGCUUCAUUUAUUAAAGUAUUUAUCAGUAGCAAAGCUUAAAAACUAGCGUAAGACAUGCUAGCACCAUGCUAAAACAUGCUAAUGUUAGCUAGGGUGACCAUAUGUGCUAUUUUCCCAGGACGCGUCCUGUCCAGGAUUUCUAAGUUGCAUAAAAUGUCCCAGUUUUGGUUUUGUUUUCAUAUUUGCGGAAGGUAAUGACUGAAAAAUAAUUUGACCAAUAGCGUGCAUUAUAAAUAAUCGACCAAUCGUGGCUUGCGAGAAGGCUGGAUCUACAGAGAACGGUCAAAGCGUUGCAAAUACGACAACAUUUUAAUGCACUGCAUGAAGACUGUCAAUAAGAACAGUGGCACAGACCUCCGCGUGGAAAUCACGCAUCAAUAUGACCACUCUCACGGUUAAAGAGGCAAGAGCUCAAGACAUUUUAGGCAAUUUAGAAAUCCUGGACAGGAUGCAUCCUGGGAAAAUGGCACAUAUGGUCACCCUAAUGUUAGCAACAUGUUAAAACGUGCUAGCAAUGUGCUAAUUCAUGCUAAAACAUGUAUGCAUGUAUGCAAAGUAUGCUAAGUCAUGCUAUCACCAUGAUAAAACGUUAGCAACUUGUUAAUUAAUGCAAGCAACGUGCUAAAACAUGAUAGCAAUAUGUUAAAACAUGCUAGCAUACUAAAUCAUGCUAACAUCAUGCUAAUACAUGUUAGCAACAUGCUCAUUCAUGCUAGCAAUGUGUUAAAUAUAAUUUUUGUUUGUCACUUUUCAGUAAGUAUUUUUAUUGUUUUUAAAUAAAAAUAUAUAUUUUAAAAUGUAAACAAUAAAAACACAAAGAUAUUUUGCAGGUAAACAAAAACAUUUUUUAGUAAAUGUUUUUUAUAUAUUCAGUAUGUUUUUAUUUGGCGAUUUUAUGAUUGAUUUUUUUUUUUUUUUUUUUUUUAAGGAUUUAAAUUUUUUUAUUAAGUUUAAGUUUUGCUAUCAUGCUAGCUAUAUGCUAAAACAUGCUCAUUCAUGCUAACAAUGUGCUAAACAUGCUAAAACAUACUAGAAAUGUGUUAAAAGAUGUUCGCAAAGUUUUAAAACAUCCAGGCAGCAUGUUAGCAGUUGGUAAGAAAUACUAGUAGUAACAUGUUAAUUCAUGCUAGCAAUGUACUAAAACAUGCUAGCAAAAUAAUCCUAGACACAUGCUAAGACAUGCUAACAACAUAAUAAAACAUGCUAGGAAGCUUAUAAAACUUUCCAAAUUUCAGCAAAGCUUUGCCAAGCCAACAUGUGUUUGAUUUCAAGACUUACUCUGUAUUUUUAAGCACAAACUCACUUCAUUUUGAUGAUUUUUUUUUUUAGUAAACAGGUCUUAACAUUUUCAGUCAUUUCUCUUCUCCAGUAAAUGUAUCUUGAUUUCAGAAUGUUUAGAUGUUUGUGCUGAAAACAAGACAGAAACACUGAGGAAGAACAUGAUGUUUUCAGUGCCGAUGAUCUAAAAUGCAUCUUUGCACAGAAUACUGUAGAGAGUGAGAUCUGAUGAAAAUAUAAAGUCUGUCAGAAUUCAUGACAUUUUUACAGCAGAUUGACUUAAACGUUUAGUAACCCUCAUGGAUGAGGUCAUGUGACUGAGCUGUCCGUCAUGUGAUGAUGCAGUAUUGUGAACACAGCCGCAGUAUCCGUGCAUGAUGACAGUAUUGUAAUGACGCUCCUCACUGCUGCAGUCUUUAUUACAAACUCUUGUGGACGAACAGAGCGCCGCAUCGCAUCACAUCACAUGACCCGCCACCUGCAUCCUGACCUGCAUGUGAACCUGUGCUGUUCCCAUAGCAACCCAGACAUGACACUGCGCUCACUGCGAGGAGGAGGAUGAUGAUGAUGCUUCAUCUACCUGAAUGAUUUACACGUCAGAUAUGAGUUCAUAUGAGGAUCGCAGUCACAAUCCCACGCUUUUAAAUAUUAACAUGUAGAAGUGGAAUAGAAUUCAUUUCUGUCAUUCAAAUUAUCUGCCGUAUCUUUCAUCCCAAUAUCUAAAGAAAAAAAUGUGUAAUAAUAUUUUAGAUAAAGAAAAUAAAGCCUUUUUUUGGAUUGCAUUGCAUGCAACGAUAUUUAUGAUGAUUAAAUUCCCAAAUUCUCAUAAAUAGAAUUAGAAGAGAUUUCAUACUCAUUACCGCAAAGGACAAAAUAUAAUAAAUUUUCUUGAUGCAUAAAAUAUACUUUCUUAUUUCUGAUUUUUGGGGUUUUUCAUGUAAUUCACCCUAUUUAUAUUUGCCUUGUUGAGUUUUUGUAGGUCGUUGAUGAACUGUGUGUAUGAAAGAGAUUUUUAUGCUUUUUUCAUAACUUGCAUCAAGUUUGAAUUUGAAAUGUUAAAUGUUGUUUUGUAAAGAUAUUUUGUUACUGUAAAUAAAGCGAGCAUUUGUUUGGUUUGAGGACUGAAGAGUGUGUGUGUGUGUGUGUGUGUGUGUGUAGUUUCUUCAGUGUUGUGUUCUCAGCAGUAUUUCUCUCAUGUUUUACAGACUCUAAUGCGCCGCAGCUCUUGGUUUUAAAGGGAUUUUGUACGUUAAUCUCAGAACUGUUUUCUAACUUCACGUCUCAUUUUACUGAAGCUCCACUGGACGAUAUUUCAGCCUCUAUAAAUAUAAUAUGCAGAAUAAUAUUGAAUGAAUAAAUGUAUUCCAAUAUA